GCCUGGGGGUGGGGAGAGGGAGGGAGCUGGUGCACAGCAGGGAGCCAACCUGAGCCAACACAGCAGCCUGAGACUUCCCAAGCCCAGAAUGCUGAGGACAUCUCUUGCCCGGGCCCCCAGCCUCCCCACCUCUUCUGGCAUUUUCCACCUCUGCCUCACAUGCUUGUUGGGCCAGGUGGGCUUGCUGCAGGGACACCCCCAGUGCCUAGACUACGGGCCCCCCUUCCAGCCCCUGCUGCACCUCGAAUUUUGCUCAGACUAUGAGUCCUUCGGCUGCUGUGACCAGCAGAAGGACCACCGCCUUGCUGCCCGGUACAGGGUCAUCAUGGAUUACCUUGACCUCAAGGGCCACGAGCUGUGUGGUGGCUAUAUUAAGGACAUCCUCUGCCAGGAGUGCUCACCCUACGCAGCCCAUCUCUACGAUGCGGAGAACCCUCAGACGCCCCUCCGGAACCUUCCUGGCCUCUGCUCCGACUACUGCUCUGCCUUCCACUCGAACUGCCACUCUGCCAUCUCCCUACUGACCAAUGACCGCCGCCUCCGGGAGACACGGGAAAAGGAUAGUGCCCACUUCUGUCACCUCCUCAACCUUCCCGACAAGGACUACUGCUUCCCUAACGUCUUGAGGAAUGACCAUCUCAACCGCAACCUGGGGGUGGUGGCUGAGGAUGGCCGGGGCUGCCUCCAGCUCUGCCUGACCGAGGUGGCCAACGGGUUGAGGAACCCCGUCUCCAUGGUCCACGCGGGGGACGGCACCCGUCGCUUCUUUGUGGCCGAGCAGGUGGGGGUGGUAUGGGUCUAUCUGCCUGACGGGAGUCACCUGGAACAACCGUUUUUGGACCUCAAGAACAUCGUACUGACUACUCCGUGGGUAGGGGAUGAGAGAGGCUUCUUGGGAUUGGCUUUCCAUCCCAGAUUCCGCCGCAACCGCAGAUUCUACAUCUAUUAUUCAUGUCUGGGCAAGAAGAAGGUAGAAAAGAUCCGGAUCAGUGAGAUGAAGGUUUCUCGGGCUGAUCCCAACAAAGCCGACCCCAAAUCAGAAAGAGUCAUCUUGGAGAUAGAAGAACCAGCCUCAAAUCAUAAUGGUGGACAACUUCUUUUCGGUGUGGACGGCUACCUGUACAUCUUCACCGGGGAUGGAGGGCAGGCCGGGGAUCCCUUCGGCAAGUUUGGAAAUGCUCAGAACAAAAGUUCCCUGCUGGGGAAAGUGUUAAGGAUCGACGUGAACGGGGCAGGCUCUGAUGGCAGGCGGUAUCGAGUCCCCCGCGACAAUCCGUUUGUUGCUGAGCCAGGGGCCCACCCUGCUGUCUAUGCCUACGGGGUCCGAAACAUGUGGCGCUGUGCCGUGGACCGAGGGGACCCCGUCACACGCCGGGGCCGAGGCCGGAUGUUCUGUGGGGACGUGGGACAGAAUAGGUUUGAAGAAGUUGACCUCAUUGUGAAAGGCGGAAACUAUGGCUGGAGGGCAAAGGAAGGGUUUGAAUGUUAUGACCGAAAACUUUGUCACAAUGCCUCUUUGGAUGACAUUCUGCCCAUCUAUGCUUAUGGCCAUGCAGUGGGGAAGUCAGUCACCGGAGGAUAUGUCUACCGUGGGUGUGAAUCCCCAAAUCUCAAUGGCCUCUACAUCUUUGGGGACUUCAUGAGUGGUCGACUUAUGGCUUUGCAGGAAGAUAGGAAAACCAAGAAAUGGAAGAAACGGGACAUUUGCCUGGGCAGCACUGAAUCCUGUGCCUUCCCAGGGCUGAUCAGCACCUACAGCAAAUUUAUCAUCUCUUUUGCUGAAGAUGAAGCAGGGGAGCUCUAUUUCCUGGCCACCUCUUACCCGAGUGCCUACCUACCACACGGAUCUAUUUACAAGUUUGUUGACCCAUCAAGGCGAGCACCGCCAGGCAAGUGCAAGUACAAGGCAGUGCCGGUGAAAACCAGGAGUAAGCGGGUCCGGUUCAGGCCACUCACCAAGACAGUCUUGGACUUGCUAAAGGAGCAGUCGGAGAAAGCUGCUAGAAAAUUGUCCAAUGCAACCUCAGCCUCUCGGCCAGUCAGGACCUCAUCUCUGAAGGGCCCCUCCAGGAAGCCAGCUUCUCCCACAAGCAGCAGGAAGACAUUUCGAGGGCCUGGGACAAAGAAGAGAGCCAGAGUGUGGUCCCCAGGCUCCCAGGGCAAGAGGAAGAUGACGCGGAAAAGCCACAGUGGCAGGGUCAGGCAGAGCCGAGCCGGCAGAAGUUUCCGUCGGCCUUUUCUGUCAGGGUGGCUGGCCGGGGGACGUGCCAGGGGAGAAUCGCCUCGCCCCAUGGGAGCCCCUGCUGCUGAACUUGGGCUUUAGGUGGACGGGAGCUGGAGUCAGAAGUGGGCAGGCAGAGGGAGCCUGACUUAGGGCCGGUGUGGUUGUCCUCUCCACUCUUGCUAUCUGAACAGAUGCUCCUUGUCUGCUUUUAUGGAGAGACCCGAUCCCACAUUGCCAGUGCACCUGGCUAACUGUGCGCACUGGUCGGUAAGCCUCCUUGGACUCCCACUGGAUGUCUUUUGUUUUACAAAUGCCUACAACCCAAAGUAAUAAAUCAAUACUUGC
This is a messenger RNA of Lynx canadensis (Canada lynx), 2569 nucleotides long. RefSeq names its product HHIP like 2 (gene HHIPL2). Bases 89 to 2323 code for a protein of 744 amino acids. The transcript has 9 exons. The record is from RefSeq and is a predicted model, not a curated record. NCBI's taxonomy places the organism in Eukaryota, Metazoa, Chordata, Mammalia, Carnivora, Felidae.